UAUUCUGCUAUAAGCAUUAUGCAAUUCAUUCAAUCUUUCAUUCCGUUAGUUACUUUUAGGCGUAGACGCGAGUGAAUCUCCUCCAUCUUCAUCUUCUUCUCAAGCCUUUUCGUCCUUCUGGUUUCUUCAGAAAUGGAAAGUUUUCAAAACCCAGAUUGGGAAACCGAGUUUAACCGCUUCGAACGAGCGAUCUCAUCCUCUCCCGCCCCGAUUCGCGUAAGAUCCGUUAUAAAGCUAUCAGCUUUAGCUAAUCAAUCACCGGAGAGUAUCCUAACCCGCGCAAUCCCGAUCCUCGCCGGUCUUCUCCGCGUCUCCGACGACCCCAAUCGCUCCGUCCAAGCCGCCGCCGCGCAUUGCUUGAAACGCAUCGCCUGCCUCGGCGGCGAGUUCGCGGCGACGAUGGGGAGGUGCGGCGUGAUCGCUAGCUUGUUAGGGCUCUUACUCGAGCAGGCGAAUGACAACGGUAUUGCGUUACGAAGGAUCUGGGUGAAGUGUUUGUGGAGUUUAGUUACUUUCGGAUCUUCGAUUCGGGUCGGGUUAGCUAGGUUAGGCGGUGUGGAGAUCGUGACACGUGAGCUGAACACGUGGGAAGAUGAUUCGAGUAGAUGGUGCCUGUUAGAGAUCCUUACUGCCUUGACGACGAUACGAGAGAGCAGACGCGUUCUUGUUCACAACGGUGGGUUGAAGUUUCUUGUUGAAGCGGUUAAAGUUGGGAACUUUGCGUCGAGAGAGAGAGCUUGUCACGCUAUUGGGUUGAUUGGUGUUACUAGACGGUGUAGGGGGUUGCUGGUUGAAGCAGGAGUGGUUCCAGCUCUUGUGGAUUUGUUUCGAGAUGGAGAUGAGAAGGGAAAGCUUUUAGCUGGUAAUACCUUGGGGAUCAUAGCGGCUCAGACUGAGUAUAUAAGGCCUGUUACUGAAGCUGGUUCUAUUCCUUUGUAUGUGGAGCUUCUUUCCGGAGGAGAUCCGAUGGGGAAAGAUAUUGCGGAGGAUGUGUUCUGUAUACUAGCUGUAGCUGAGGGUAAUGCUGUUUUGAUAGCGGAGCAGCUUGUGAGGAUCUUGAGAGAAGGAGAUAACGAAUCCAAGUUUGCUGCUUCUGAUGUGUUGUGGGAUCUUGCCGGUUAUAGGCAUUCUGUGUCUGUUAUUAGAGACUCUGGUGCGAUUCCUUUGCUGGUGGGGCUUGUGAGAGAUGGGUCUCUUGAGUUUAGGGAGAGGAUCUCUGGAGCUAUUUCUCAGCUGUGUUACAAUGAGAACGACCGUGAGGUCUUUUCUGAGUCUGGUAUGAUACCGAUUCUGAUUGAAUGGUUGGGGGAUGAGUCGGAAGAGCUUAGGGAUAAUGCGGCCGAGGCGCUGAUUAAUUUCUCAGAAGACCGAGAGCAUUAUGGUAGAGUGCGUGAGGCUUUAAACCAUCCUGUGAUUCAGAGUAUGCAGAGCAGACUUGCUAGAAUCAGAGCCUCUCAUGAACAUUUGGUUAGGUCAAUGCGAAGGGUUACAAUCGAACAUCUUGCCCGGGAUCCAUAUCUUCCCUAAUGAACAGAUCCAGGUUUCAACCUGUUUUAAUUGGUUGGACCAUAAGAAUCAUACACUAUUACUUCAGACAUCUCAUGUUGUGGCUGCUCAUAGCAAAUGGUGGGGCAUUCAGCUAAGCAGCAAUGAGGUGGAACAUUUUGAUCUGUACCGUUAUCAUCAUCAGCAGCCUCGAUGUUCUUGGAAUCGUCUGUAUCAUCAUCCUCUUCUUGCACCUGAUCAUCAUCAGGAGUGAGAAUAUCCGGGUUAACUUCUUCUAGAGUCUCUAAUAUGGCAUAGCAAGCUUGCUUCCUCAAAGUGUCAACCAAACAAGCUGCGUCAAUUCCAUCACCGACCACUACGAGCUCGUCCUCGGAUUCCCCUUCUAUGGCUACAGAGAUUACACCUGCAAGCAAGUAAAACCCAGAAACAAAAAUGGAGAAAUAGGUUAAGAGCUAAAAACAAAACGGAGGAUUAUGCAACAAGGCUGUUGGCAAGAGUCAGACCUUCAUUUUCCCCUGACGAGGAACCUCUGUUUUAGCUAAAGUGGAGAUUGAAGAAAACUAUCAUCGGGCUUACGGUAUGUACUUGUUUCGAAAGCCAUGUUUUGUGCUGAGCACGAAGACAGAGAGAGAAAAAGUCAAUAUAAUGUUUUAUUUUGUAGUCAAACGCAUCAUAUAAUACUUGUCGAUAGGAAAGAUCUUUCCUCUU
Messenger RNA from Brassica napus (rape), 2214 nucleotides. Its product is annotated as U-box domain-containing protein 12-like. The coding region runs from base 133 to 1527 and encodes 464 amino acids. The transcript is spliced from 3 exons. Gene Ontology annotation, molecular function: protein binding. Lineage: Eukaryota; Viridiplantae; Streptophyta; Magnoliopsida; Brassicales; Brassicaceae. The record is from RefSeq and is a predicted model, not a curated record.